UCGUGUGCGCGUCUCUCUCUCUCUCAGUGUGUGUCGGUUCUCCGCUCGGUUCUCCGGUGUGUAUGUGAGCUCGGUGUUCCGCUCAUCAUGUCCUCCGCGGGAGCUGCUUGCGGACCGGCACCGGGACCGAAUCACGGCGCCUCAAACCCGCGAAAGUUCAGCGAGAAGAUCGCGCUGCACACGCAGAGACAGGCGGAGGAGACGGCGGCGUUCCAGGAGGUCAUGAUGGACCUCAGCUCCACCCGGAUUCAGGCGCAGAAGGUCCGUUUGGCCCGAACUCAGGGCCCGUAUUAUGGUGGAUCUUUGCCCAACGUCAACCAGAUCGGCAGGAGUGCCUCGGACCUGCAGGGCUCGUUUCACUCUCCGCUGGACUCCAGUCGCUCCACACGGCAUCAUGGUCUGGUGGAGCGGGUUCACAGAGACCGGCGCUUCGUCUCUCCCAGCAGACCCUACAGGAGACAAGUAUCCUUCCCGUCUCAGUCUCUCCUGCAGGUUUAAGUGUGUCUCAGGGCUCCAGACUAACUAUUUUUACU
Molecule: messenger RNA, 533 nt
Organism: Sinocyclocheilus rhinocerous
Lineage: Eukaryota; Metazoa; Chordata; Actinopteri; Cypriniformes; Cyprinidae
Product: CREB-regulated transcription coactivator 2-like
Exons: 3
Coding region: 88-498 (136 amino acids)
Biological process (GO): protein homotetramerization; positive regulation of transcription by RNA polymerase II
Cellular component (GO): cytoplasm; nucleus
Molecular function (GO): cAMP response element binding protein binding
Source: RefSeq, a predicted model, not a curated record